AACACAAAAAACGGACGCAACUAACUGGCAGACGCUACAUCGUGGUCUUUCCGGGUCCUUCCCCGCUUAGACCGUACUCCUGCGGGUCCCGGCCCUGAAGGCGAGCCGGAAAGGACCGUCUACUAAGACUGGAGAGCAUCUGGUGCAAGUAAUCCAGGUUGUGGAAUGGCCCCGUGGGGGUGGCAGACUGACUGUCUGAAGCAAGCAAACUGAGGCCUUGGUUACAGAAUUCGCAAAAUGUUGGGGGAUGUGUGUGGAUUGAAAGAUUAUAUGCUCUGGUGUUAUCUGGUAAAGAAAAGAAAGAAGAAUAACCUAAGAGUUCUCCUGCCAGCUUCAGCUGCCAUCUAAAGUACUUGCGAGAAUCUGUCAUCACCUCACACAGUGACCCAAGGAAACGAAGGUCAGCAGAUUGGCAGGCCAGGUGUCAACCGUGAGGAGAAGAAAUGCAUAAAAACAGCUGGCAGAAUAGAAGACGUGGGAGAAGGAGCAACCAGCAGAACCCUCGGUUCAGGCAACAGGGUUCUGACGAGAGGGGUAACUCAGUGACACAGCAAAGCUCACAGGAUUCUGGCCAUGUCGGCGAUGACGAGGCCCCAUCGACCUCAUCCGGCACAGCUGGGAGUUCUUCCGUGCCAGAUCUGCCAGGGUAUUACUUUGACCCUGAAAAGAAACGAUACUUCCGCUUGCUCCCUGGACAUAACAACUGCAACCCCCUCACAAAGGAGGGCAUCCGGCAGAAGGAGAUGGAAAGCAAAAGGCUGCAGCUGCUGGAGGAAGAAGACAAGCAGAAAAAGAAAAUAGCCAGAAUGGGCUUUAAUGCAUCUUCACUGCUGCAGAAAAGCAAGCUGGGUUUUCUCAAUGUCACCAGUUACUGCCGUUUAGCUCAUGAGCUGCGAGUGAGCUGCAUGCAGAGGAAAAAGGUCCAGAUUCAGAGCUCGGAUCCCUCCGCUUUGGCAAGCGACCGAUUUAACCUCAUACUGGCAGAUACCAACAGUGACCGGCUCUUCACAGUGAAUGAUGUCAAAGUCGGAGGCUCCAAAUAUGGCAUCAUCAGCCUACGAGGUCUGAAGGCCCCCUCACUCAAGGUGCAUAUGCACGAAAACCUUUACUUCACCAACCGGAAGGUGAACUCUGUGUGCUGGGCCUCGCUGAAUCACCUGGACUCCCACAUUCUGCUCUGCCUCAUGGGCAUCGCAGAGACUCCGGGCUGUGCCACCCUGCUCCCAGCGUCGCUGUUCGUCAGUAGUCAUCCAGCAGGAGACCGGCCUGGCAUGCUCUGCAGUUUCCGGAUCCCUGGGGCCUGGUCCUGUGCGUGGUCCCUCAACAUUCAGGCGAAUAACUCCUUCAGCACAGGCUUGUCUCGGCGGGUCCUAGUGACCAACGUGGUGACGGGACACCGGCAGUCCUUUGGGACCAGCAGUGAUGUCUUGGCCCAGCAGUUUGCUCUCAUGGCUCCUCUGCUGUUUAAUGGCUGUCGUUCUGGGGAGAUCUUUGCCAUAGAUCUGCGUUGUCGAAAUCAGGGCAAGGGCUGGAAGGCCACCCGCCUUUUCCAUGACUCAGCAGUGACCUCUGUGCAAAUCCUCCAAGAAGAGCAAAACCUGAUGGCGUCCGACAUGGCAGGAACGAUCAAGUUGUGGGACCUGAGGACCACUAAGUGUAUAAGGCAGUACGAAGGUCAUGUGAACGAGUACGCCUACCUGCCCCUGCACGUGCAUGAGGAAGAAGGAAUUGUGGUAGCAGUGGGCCAGGACUGCUACACGAGAAUCUGGAGCUUCCAUGACGCCUGCCUGCUCAGAACCAUACCCUCCCCACACCCCACCUCCAAGGCUGACAUCCCCAGUGUGGCCUUCUCUUCUCGGCUUGGGGGUUUCCGGGGAGCCCCAGGGCUGCUCAUGGCCGUCCAGCAGGACCUUUACUGUUUCUCCUACACCUAAUUCUACAGGAUGCAGCCUGGAGGGAUGUGGAUUUGACGUAAGGGAGGAAGGAGCAGCCAGACUUCUGCCACAGUUGCUGGUUCCGCUGAGGGCAUUUUAAAUGGAUGCUCUGUGUACACAGAUCCCAUCCAUCCAGCUGCCGGGAAGUAGGUGCUGUUUUAUGUGGAGACACUUCAGUAAAGUUCUUUCAGUUAAGUUGUGAGCUCAGAGAACUCAAAAGUCCUUUUCAUAAAAGGUACUUAUUUCCUUGUUAAAUUCCUUAGAAUAGUCUGUGGCCCCCCUCCCUUUUUUUUUUUAAACAAGAAAUACUUUGCUAAGGGCUGAAGAUUGGCAGUAACUAAAUUCAAGCUGCUGCUUUCACCAAAAGCCCCCUUAAGAAGCCCAAUGAGGAGACUGGGUGAGGCUCUUAGUGCAGUCAGUGCCUGGGUCCCGGAAAGCUGUGCGCGUGGACUGGAGAAAGUCAGCUGGGGAGACCGGGAAGGCGCGGGGGGAAGGGGGGUCAUUUCUCUGAGUCUCUAGAGAUGAAGACUGAAGGCUGGAUUUUGGAGUCAUUUUUAAAAAGCCUUCUCAAGACUUAUUCAGCAUCCAUAGCAGACCUCACUUUCUCCUUUUACAACCAUUCAGAGGUAUUGGAAGGAAAGAUGGAUCUUUCUAGAUGCUAAAGGUUUUAAACAGGUCCUAGCGUGCCUUUGUUGAGGUGCCUUCCAGAACGUUAGGUAUAACAGCUCCUGUUUCUAUUACGGUGACUUGAAUGUCAGAUUUAAGGGCCCCAUCUCAAAGAAAAUUGGCUUUGACUUUUUGUAAUCUAGAAGAAGCACUUUGUGAGAUGUUUAUACAGCGUUCAAGAACCUGUCUUUCUACCAAACAAUAAACUAGAAAGAACCAUG
Molecule: messenger RNA, 2821 nt
Organism: Mirounga angustirostris (Northern elephant seal)
Lineage: Eukaryota; Metazoa; Chordata; Mammalia; Carnivora; Phocidae
Gene: DCAF4
Product: DDB1 and CUL4 associated factor 4
Exons: 16
Coding region: 444-1934 (496 amino acids)
Cellular component (GO): Cul4-RING E3 ubiquitin ligase complex
Molecular function (GO): protein binding
Source: RefSeq, a predicted model, not a curated record